AACAACGACCCAUACAAGCAAUCGUUACAUUCUCUCUAUGGUCGAACGUUAGAAUCUUCAUCUGCCUUGCUCGGUCGUUCUUCCACCCCAUAAAGAUCGUUUCUUUAAGCAUCUACCCCCUAAAAAUUGUUGGCGAAAUAAAAGUACAAUUCUUGGAAAGCAAAAGAGAAAGGAGAGAGAAAAGGAAUGACAGCAAAUGAAUGGGGGAGGUCUCCCCUUGAGCUGUCGAUGAAGCUUCCCGUCUUGACUUGGAUAAAUCAUGACCCGAAACCCAAAAUGAGUCCUUGACUACAUAUAUGAUCUGUUUACCUUGUUAUGCGACAGACCCAUGUUCUGAAAUCUCUCCUCAACGGCUAAAGUCAGUGGAAAUGGGCAGCCAUGCUGACGCAAAUGAUCCUCAGUGGAUAGAGAAAGUCAAGUCAGAGGGAGCUGUUCCAUGCCUUGAUCCUGAUAACUGUCCAAACGGAUGGGCUUCUCCACCUGGAGACAAAUUUAUGGUUAGAGGUCCAGAAUAUUUUGCAAACAGGGUCAAAAUUCCCGCUGGCGAGUAUCUCUUGAAGCCUCUUGCAUUCGAUUGGAUUAAAAGCUCUUCAAAAGUCUGGGAGGUCAUGAAAAAUCCAAAUAGCCGUGUGAGGAAGGCCAUCGAAACUGAAUUUCCAGACGGGGACAGACCCUUUGUAUGGGCUUUUAAUCUCCAAGUGCCAAGCAAGGAUAACUAUAGUGCUGUUGCGUAUUUUGUAGCCAAGGAACCUAUUCAAGAGGGUUCCCUGGUGGACCAGUUCUUAAAGGGUGAUGAUGUGUAUAAAAAUUCACGUCUCAAAAUGAUUGCAAACAUUGUGAAGGGUCCUUGGAUAGUUAAAAAGGCAGUUGGAGAGCAGGCUAUUUGCAUAAUUGGACGUGCCCUUACCUGUAAAUAUGUUGUAUCGGACAAUUUUAUAGAAGUGGAUGUCGAUAUUGGGUCCUCGAUGGUUGCCAGUGCGAUUGUUCACUUGGCAUUUGGCUACAUUACAACACUGACAGUUGAUUUGGCUUUCCUUAUUGAGAGCCAGACGGAGUCGGAGCUACCAGAAAGAAUCUUGGGCGCCGUUAGAUUCUCAGAGCUGGACCCUGCUUCGGCUAGGCCAGUGGAACUGUUUGAUGGUACUGAUGUAAAUUUACAGUCGUCUCUUUCCACUAGAUGGUGGAGGUCCAUCGGUCAAGGGUUUUCCAAUUUAAUUCAUCAAGGCUCCCAGGACAGCUCUCCUUCUGGAUCAGUGCACAGUAAUGGCAUUGGCAGUGAUAACAAGAAUGAUAUAUUAGGAAAAUGAUUAUAUAUGCCACAUGCAGAGUUGAUGUUGAUUUCUGGAAGCAUUUAUUGCUAUCAAAGACUAUGUCUACUUAUGAAGAAUUUGGGGACGUCUGAGCUGACAUGUACUGCUUUGCGCUUGCUCAUGCUGUCCGAUACUUCAUUCAUCUGUAGAGUAGAUCAUAUGGCUGAGGACUGACAAUGAUUCUUUUGUCUACCCAUCUUCGACGUCUGCAAGGGCCUUGUAUUUAUGUGUUAACAACUUUGAAUUGAAUGAAAACUGAUAUGCCCUUCAGUUUGUGAAUAUGAUGCAGCAAUACAUAUGUAAGUGUGUUUAUUUUUCUAAUAGAGGGUUUAGUUCUGAGUA
Molecule: messenger RNA, 1652 nt
Organism: Eucalyptus grandis
Lineage: Eukaryota; Viridiplantae; Streptophyta; Magnoliopsida; Myrtales; Myrtaceae
Product: protein ENHANCED DISEASE RESISTANCE 2-like
Exons: 3
Coding region: 297-1307 (336 amino acids)
Source: RefSeq, a predicted model, not a curated record